Carassius auratus (goldfish) is the source of this 3538-nucleotide messenger RNA. It is a transcript of the gene slc2a10, whose product is annotated as solute carrier family 2 member 10. NCBI's taxonomy places the organism in Eukaryota, Metazoa, Chordata, Actinopteri, Cypriniformes, Cyprinidae. Gene Ontology annotation, molecular function: D-glucose transmembrane transporter activity. Gene Ontology annotation, cellular component: membrane. Gene Ontology annotation, biological process: circulatory system development; D-glucose transmembrane transport. The transcript is spliced from 5 exons. The record is from RefSeq and is a predicted model, not a curated record. Bases 742 to 2391 code for a protein of 549 amino acids.
CAGAGUUUAAGGAGGACUUCCUCCUGCCACGUCGCGCGACUUCCUUGGAUGAAGACUUCAACACUGAAAGAGGAUCCAAGAAACUUUGCCAGAACAAAAGGCAGACGAAAAAAAAAAAAACUAAAAACUAAGAUGAGUCACAGUUGUGAUUCCUUUUUACAGUGACUGUGGACCGCACAUAAUCUUUAACAAUGUACUUUUUUGAUCCAUUCCGUUUUCUGUCGGGAUAAACAUCUCGUCUGAGGGAUGUUCAUCGGUGAGAAGGCGGGCUAGCGGUAGCUGCUUUUAUUCGUCUAAAUUAACCUUACUUUUAAACGGUGGAAUCCUCUUGUUAUUUAUUUAUUUAUUUUCUUUCCACUUCUGUUUUAAAAUAACGGGUUGGUCUUGCAGAUGUUAUUUUAUGGUUUCCUUGAUAGUGCCUUCAGAAAACUUUACAGCGACACAUAAGUCCCGCAGUCUGGGAGUUUAGUAUGUUCGUGUGGACAGGACUGCAGUCAGAAACAUCAGCUGCAGGUGAUUUAUAUGAUAUAAUUAAAACGCACUCAAGAGAGCUGCUCUAAUGAGAUCAAUAGCGCCGACACGGGAGUUGUCAUGGUGACAGCGUGCUGAAUGAAGCGGACGUCUAGGACUAGACGACUAGAAGAACAAGAUUGUCUUUUAAAACUAGCAGUUCCCAUCUGAUAUUUGUAUGUUUUGGAAAAAUAUUAUAUUCCCUGACGAGACAGACUUGUUGCGUAUUUGAUGAGCGAGCAUCUGUUCAAAAAAAUGGGUUGUUCUGUCCUGGUGCUCACUAUCAUUGCAUCCACUCUUGGUGGCCUAGUGUUCGGCUACGAGCUCGGAGUAAUAUCUGGUGCGCUGCUGCAGCUUCAAGCUCAGUUCUCUCUGGGUUGUGUCCAGCAGGAAGCCGUGGUUAGCGCUCUUCUGAUCGGAUCAUUGUCAGCAUCAGUGAUCGGUGGCUGGCUGAUUGAUCGUCAUGGCAGGAGGACAUCCAUUUUACUGAGUAAUCUUCUCAUUUUAGGAGGCACCAUCAUCUUAACUACGAGCGUAUGUUUUUUGGCAUUGGUGGUUGGGAGAGCCAUCAUUGGUUUUGCAAUGAGCAUUUCUUCCAUGAGCUCCUGCAUCUUCGUCUCUGAGAUGGUUGCUCCCGAACGCAGAGGGUUGAUGGUUUCCCUGUACGAAGUUGGAAUUACAGUUGGGAUCUUGUUGGCUUAUGCGGCCAACUAUGUUUUCUCCGGUGUCCAAGCAGGAUGGAGGUACAUGUUUGGACUUGCUAUUAUACCAUCUCUUAUGCAGUUGGUGUCCAUUGGGUUUUUACCUCACACAACUGGUACCUCUGAAGGCCUCUUAACAGAGGACGAUAGCCAGCAAUCUGAUAGAUUAGCAGGGGACAUGUUGAAUCCGCACCCGACAGAACAAGUUAAAUAUAGUGUCUUUGACCUUUUCAAAGCCAAAGACAACAUGUGCAGAAGAACCGGCAUUGGUCUUGGGCUGGUGCUCAGUCAGCAAUUCACAGGUCAGCCAAAUGUCCUCUUUUACGCUUCCACCAUCCUUUUCUCCGUGGGAUUUCAGAGCAACGCGUCUGCAGUACUUGCGUCGGUGGGUCUGGGCGUAGUCAAAGUCAUUGCUACUCUGUUGGCAAUGAUAUGUUCAGACAAGGUUGGUCGAAGAUCCCUUCUGAUUGGUGGAUGCACAGUGCUGGCUAUAGGAUUGAUACUUACUGGUUUCUUGUGCAGAGAGUCAGUGAUUGAUACAACAAAACAAUGCACAAAUUCAUUAGAACCACAUUCAAAUUUGACCUCACCGGCUGAAAACCAAAAAAACAUGGGCAAAAACUUGGUCAGUCAAAGUACUCCAUCUACUGGACAUCAAACACAUGAUGCUUACGAAGAUUCAAAUAUUUCUUCACACUCUGAGGACAUGUAUAAGUGGAUUAUUUUUAUCUGCAUGAUGACAGUUGUGAGUGCCUUCUCGGUCAGCUUUGGACCAAGUAAGUUUUCUUGGAGUGAUACCAACACAACCAGUCAUAGGUUUGGGAUCAUGACAUGGCUUGUGCUAAGUGAGAUAUUUCCAAAGGAAGUCAGGGGAAGAGCCUAUUCAUUCAUCAACUGCUUCAAUGUGGGGGCCAACCUCAUAGUUACCUUUUCUUUCUUGAGUAUUACAGAUGUGAUAGGGCUGUCUGGAAUAUUCUUUGUGUAUGGAGUUAUCGGACUGGCAGCGGUUGUGUUCAUCUACCUUGUACUACCAGAAACCAAAGGAAAAUCUCUUCAUAAAAUUGACAGAGAACUCUCUCAGACACGAUUUUUUCACAGAGAGGAAUUCUGCAAUAUUUUCCAAAGAAGACAUUUCUCUCCAGGUUAUCAGAGAGUUCACUUGACAAGCACAACAACAUGACACAAAGCAGAAUCGUUCUGUUCGCUGGAUAGUAUUGUUCAAUGCUGAAAUGAUCAUGGAUAUCUAUUUUUGAUUUAUCUUUUGUAGUAACUCUUGUAAUAUGAUUCACAUGGUUAGAUCAUAUGCAUAUGAUAUUUAUUAGUGAUGAAUCAUUAUGAAAUCAUGAUACUUUUGUAAUUAUACGUUUUAAAUUAAGUAUAAAUUACACCUACUUGAGUCUAAUUGUAUGAAUUUUGUAGUCUGUGACAAAAUAUAUGUCAGAGCACAUAAAAAAAUGUACAAUUUAAAUGAUUAAAACUCUGCUUAACCCUUGUGGGGUCUUCGGUCAUUUCUGACCUGAAUAUCUUACAUUUAAAAAUUUUAAACUCACCGCUUCAUCAGAAUGACAUGAAAUGUGGUGACGUUUAUGGCAUUUGGGGUGUGAAUACACAAAAAAAUUGAGGGCAUGAUUCGAACAGUCUAAGUGGGCAUAAAAAAAAUAGUAACACUCAAGGCCAUAGGAAAUAAAUGGGAAAUAGACAAAAACACAACAAUUCAGAGAAUAUUUAUGUACACAAUCUACAAAUCAAUCACAAAACUGAAAAAAAGUGCACAAUAGUGAAGGCAUGACACUAUUAAACAUCUAGAGUCUGAUAUUGACACAUCCAAUCACACACAGAUGCACACACACACACAAAAUUACACAUAGACACCUAUGAACUACUGUGUCUGACUCUGUAACACAGAGCAAAGUUUUGAGAACGUGAAAUCCAUUCAAUAAUUUAGUCAUAAUGCACAAAAAUCUAACAGCAGUUAAGGUAUGACACUUUAAAUCAUCACACACACACACAAAAUAACAUGUGCGCGUGUACACACACACACACACACACACACACACACCUAUGACCUGCUGUCUGUAAAACAACAAUGAGAAGCAAGCGCUGCCUCUUGGGUUUGUCAGUGCACUUAGAAACUCAGACUUGGUCCUUUGCACCAUUCCUGUUAUUUGAGCUUGUUUGUUGUUGAUGUUUCCUUUUGAUUACUUUUCCUUCCUUUUGUUAGUUCAUUGACAUUUUACAAAAAUAGACAUAUUCAUUGCAAAAUGUUUACAUAAACUGUUAUAUUUGAAUGAAUUGCAUUUUUUAAAUACAAUUCUAAAACAAAAAAG